AUGACUGCGCGACUUGUUAAAGUUCGCUUACCUCUGCAAAGCUUUCUUAUUAAGGAACUAGAACAAGGAGUGUCACAUGCAGGUGCCCGCGCGGAGGAGACCCGCGUGGCAUGGUGGGUGUCAUGGGUGGUGUCGUGGGCGGUGUCACGUGGGGCUCUCUGGGAGGCGCGGCACUCGCGUGCUCUGCUCGAUCAUGCAGCUGCACCCCACUGCCACUUCGUGGGUCUUGAUCUUCUUGGUAUUCUUGUAGUAAACCAGCACGGUGUCACGCAUCUCCACGCACUCCAUCUGGUGGUUGGCGUGCGAGUGUUGGCAGCACUCAUGUCUCGGGAUGUGCUGCGCUUCGCACCAGUGGUUGGGCUCCUGAGCACAGCGCAUCACCUUGAUGCGCUGCGGUACCCGGUUCAUGUCCACGUCCACAUCCACGACGAUGGGGCACACGGUCUUGUUGAUGACUUCGCUGAGGUCCACGACACGGACGUGUGUCGGUGCGCAGUGUGCGGCGAGUGCGGCGGCAAACGUGCGGCGAGUGUGCUGCGAGCAUGGCGGCGGGGCGCGCGCGGCUCAGACGCGUGUCGACGGCCGCGCCGGCUGGGUUGCGCCGGCUCCCGACCGGACGAGACGGUUCGAGUUAGAGAACGGUGUGAUGUUAUCGGUUUUUUUUCGAAC
Messenger RNA from Brenthis ino (lesser marbled fritillary), 669 nucleotides. NCBI's taxonomy places the organism in Eukaryota, Metazoa, Arthropoda, Insecta, Lepidoptera, Nymphalidae. The record is from the annotation of a GenBank genome assembly.